UUGUGGCACCGAACCUUAGUAAUUGACCACGUUAAGUGUCACGCAUAACGCGAAAUAUUAGGCCGAUAUUUCAUUAGUGCUGUAGUUCUGCAGUAUAAUAUAUGAACCGCUCAUUGAGUGCCGCUCGCAGAAUGGUGAGAGAAAGAGAACUAUGGUAAUCGAGUAUACGCUUUUCUGCGCUGGUCGCAUGCCCAGUAAGUUCUUGACAGUUAAUGACAGCAAUAUACAUACAUGUUGACAUAUGCAAAUUACUUCCCUGCGCACUCCCGUUGCACAAUAAGCGUAGACCCGAUCGCCAACGUUCUCGUUCUCUCACCGUUCUGUCUAACCCAUUCAUAACCAUAUUCAAGUAUAUACAGGGAGUGAGCGGUCCAUAUAUUAUACGUCCAUAGCUGUAGCCAUAAGCGAUGAAGCGACGAAGGGCAAAUAAUAAGUUUUGAUUGGCUGAAAUGAAUACAUGGAGACAAAUCCCCCAACAGUGCCCCCCUUAAUUCACAUCACGUAUGAAAUUUGUAACAUAAAAUGCCUAGUAAUUUACUGUAAAAGAAGUCCCUAAAUUGCCUAGUAAUUUACUGUAAAAGAACACUGUAAAUUACCUAGUUUAUUUUACUUAACUCUGGCCACCGCGUUGUAUGUGACCAGAGCUGUGUGACAUUCGACGCGCCUAGUGGAACUCUGGCCGUAUCUUGAACAGCUGUUUUCACUUAUCAUCUGGUGCCAACUUCACGUCACUGGGCGUCGCUCCACUAUACUCCGCAACGUUCGUUUUACCGUUGACGUUUCUUGGUUUUUAUCUUAGAAAUCGUUUUUAGUAUUUCCUACUAAUCGAGAUAUCGAUAUUCGACGUGGAGUCAAAUACAAAAGUAACAAAGAUAUACAAGGAUACCAAAGUAACAAGAUACAAGGUUCUACAGAAAUUAAAAAUGUCUGGAAAGACAAUGUGUGACAUUGAGGAUGAUGUCAAGGAUGCAUUGAGGGCCUUUCGAUUCCGCAAAAGUCAAAAGAAUGCUGCUUUAAUACUGAAAGUCGAUCGAGAGAAACAAAAGAUCUGUAUAGAUGAACAAAUGGAGGAUAUUAAAAUCGACGAUUUACAAGAAAUUAUUCCUUGCCAUCAACCCAGGUAUAUUGUUUAUAGUUAUAAAAUGGAACAUGCAGAUGGAAGAAUUUCGUACCCCAUGUGUUUCAUAUUCUAUACACCAAGGGACAUACAAAUGGAGUUACAGGUGAUCUAUGCUGGGAUGAAACUCGCUCUACAGAGAGAAGCUGAGCUUACAAGAGUUUAUGAAGUUCGUGAGCUAGAAGAGCUUACCGAGGAUUGGCUGAAAGAAAAAUUGAGCAGGUAGAAGCUAACUGUCUGUGCCUGUAAUGCUGUCGUUCCAUAGUAUAAUUUGUAGUAUUUCUACAAAUUAUAUAUGAUGUGAUGGAGUUUAUUCUAAUAACACGAGAAAUACGAACAAGAGAAUUAGUAAGCCAGAGCUGUAAAGACUUUUAAGUACAUUCAAGUGAUUUUCUAUUACUGUUUACACUCCUUGCGGCAGGAAAUAUAGGAAGUUGUUUGAAAGUGCAUUACAAAUACUCAAAGCUAGGAAGUAAUCAUUUUCUUUUCCAUCAUUUAAAUAUUCAUUUUAAUUCAAAUUCUUUAAAUAGAAUCUCAAAAUGAAAAAUGUUCGAUCAAGUGACAAUGGAAACAUGUCUUAUAUACAUUUUUUGAUAGUUGUAAAUUCAACGGCUUAGAAUAAAUAUUUCCAGUAGGUAUAGAUACUGUUUUUCGAUUUAUACAUAGACAUAUCCCGCUACAGCAAAAGGCCUAGUUUACAAGAAUAUACGAAACCGCAAAAUGUGACCAAUAAUUGGUUUAAUUAAAAAUAGCGCGAGUACGAUCCGCGUAAAAUUAUUGCUCAGGCUUGCAACACUGCCCGUCCGUGAGAAAUUAUACAGAAUAUGUAUUCUGUGAUAUAAGGUCAUUUGAACAAAUUAUAUGAUGUACGAGUGAGAAAUUCGUAAACGGAUUUAUGCAGAUUAUAUCUCUUCUAUGCAUUUAUAAAAGUAAGAGAAUAUCUGAGAUUUCGUUUUAUCAAGGUGUCGAAAAUAUUAAAAAUAAUACCUUAGUAUAUGGAUAUAUGUUCAUGUUACUCUGUAACUAUUUUUACACUUAUUCAAUUUUGUUUUUAUUGAUAUUUGGCAUCAAAAAUUAAAAAUGUUAGGUCUUUAAUUUAAGUUAUUUAUAGGAGUAGCACUAUAUUUUUCAUUUUCCUGAUACAAUUUUAAGAAGCAGUUAUAAGUACGAUCUUGAAAGUGUAAAGGUUCAUGAAGGUAAACUUUAUUAAACUCUUUAGUUUCUUUUUCCGCU
Orussus abietinus is the source of this 2350-nucleotide messenger RNA. RefSeq names its product glia maturation factor beta (gene GMF). Gene Ontology annotation, cellular component: actin cortical patch. Bases 924 to 1343 code for a protein of 139 amino acids. NCBI's taxonomy places the organism in Eukaryota, Metazoa, Arthropoda, Insecta, Hymenoptera, Orussidae. The record is from RefSeq and is a predicted model, not a curated record. Gene Ontology annotation, biological process: negative regulation of Arp2/3 complex-mediated actin nucleation; actin filament debranching. Gene Ontology annotation, molecular function: actin binding; Arp2/3 complex binding. The transcript is spliced from 4 exons.